Messenger RNA from Prunus armeniaca (apricot), 2295 nucleotides. Lineage: Eukaryota; Viridiplantae; Streptophyta; Magnoliopsida; Rosales; Rosaceae. The record is from the annotation of a GenBank genome assembly.
AUGGAGGGGAAGAAAAUCAUAGCAAUUUGUCAGUCAGGGGGGGAAUUCUUGACUGAGAAAGAUGGUACAUUGUCAUAUAGGGGCGGUGAUGCUCAUGCAAUUGACAUUGAUGACCAGAUGACGUUUAACGAGUUUAAAACAGAGGUGACUGAAAUGUUUAGUUGCAGCAACGACAAUAUGUCCAUCAAAUACUUCCUCCCUGGCAACAAGAAGACCCUGAUUACUGUUUCCAAUGACAAGGAUCUCAAGCGCAUGAUCAAAUUCCACAGUGAUUUUGCAACCGUUGAUAUUUAUGUCAUAGAAGAAAUAGUUGCUCCCGAUGUCUCCAACAUGCCUGCCAGUAGGUCGAGCAGAACAACUCUAUCAGAAACUGUGGUUCCAGUUGAUGCAUCUCUCGAUGUUGUGGACUUUGUGGGCGAUACCACCCAGCCCGAUAUCCCACUCGAUGCCUCUCUUGAUAUUGUAGAUGAUGCCAGCCCUAUUGAUGCACAUAUUGAUAUACCCAAUGAAAUAUCACCCAUUUUCCCUCUUCUUGGCCACAACGAUGAGAAGCAUGCUAAAGGUGCACAGCAAUGGCAGAAUGCUAUUACGGGUGUGGGCCAAAGAUUCAGCAGUGUUCAUGAAUUUCGUGAAUCGUUGCGUAAAUAUGCCAUUGCACAUCAGUUUGCCUUUAGGUAUAAGAAGAAUGAUAGUCAUCGUGUGACUGUCAAGUGCAAGGCUGAAGGCUGCCCUUGGAGAAUUCAUGCAUCAAGGCUAUCAACCACUCAGUUAAUAUGUAUCAAGAAGAUGAAUCCAACACAUACAUGCGAAGGGGCUGUUGCAACUACGGGGCAUCAGGCAACAAGGAGUUGGGUGGCAAGUAUAAUUAAGGAGAAGUUAAAAUUCUUACCCAAUUAUAAGCCCAAGGAUAUUGUGAAUGACAUCAAGCAGGAAUAUGGAAUACAGCUAAACUACUUUCAGGCCUGGCGUGGGAAAGAAAUAGCGAAGGAGCAGCUUCAAGGUUCAUACAAAGAGGCAUAUAACCAGUUACCGUUCUUCUGUGACAAGAUAAUGGAGACAAACCCAGGUAGUCUUGCUACUUUUACGACUAAGGAAGACUCCAGUUUCCAUCGCCUAUUUGUCUCAUUCCAUGCCUCAUUGUAUGGUUUCCAGCAAGGUUGCAGGCCUCUCCUUUUCCUUGAUAGCAUACCCUUGAAAUCAAAAUAUCAAGGCACAUUGUUGGCGGCAACAGCUGCAGAUGGGAAUGAUGGGGUUUUCCCUGUUGCUUUCACUGUGGUUGAUGCAGAAACUGAUGAUAACUGGCAUUGGUUUUUACUACAACUAAAAUCUGCAUUCUCAAUAACUUGCCCUAUAACAUUUGUGGCAGACAGGCAGAAGGGAUUAAAAGAAUCAAUUGCUGAUAUAUUCAAAGACUCAUACCAUGGCUAUUGCCUGCGAUACUUAACCGAGCAACUUAUCAGAGACUUGAAAGGGCAGUUUUCUCAUGAGGUGAAGCGACUCAUGGUUGAGGAUCUUUAUGCUGUUGCUUAUGCACCUAGGCCUGAAAACUUCCAAAGUUGUCUUGAAAGCAUUAAAAGUAUCUCACUGGAGGCUUACAAUUGGAUCGUACAAAGUGAGCCCCAGAACUGGGCAAAUGCAUUCUUUCAAGGUGCUAGAUAUAACCAUAUGGCAUCCAACUUUGGAGAGCUGUUCUAUAGUUGGGCAUCAGAUGCACAUGAGUUACCAAUAACACAGAUGGUUGAUGUGAUCAGGGGUAAGAUUAUGGAGUUGAUCUACACAAGAAGGGCAGAAUCUAAUCAAUGGUUUACAAGACUGACUCCAUCCAUGGAGGAAAAGCUAGAUAAGGAAACUCAGAAAGUCCGAAACCUCCAAGUGCUACUUUUGGUUGGUAACACUUUUGAGGUUCGUGGUGACUCCACUGAAGUUGUUGAUGUUGAUCGCUGGGACUGUAGUUGUAGAGGGUGGCAGAUAACUGGGUUACCAUGCUGCCAUGCAAUUGCUGUCAUUGGUUGUAUGGGCCGAAGCCCGUAUGAUUAUUGUUCAAGAUACUUUACCACCGAGAGCUACAGACUGACAUACUCAGAGUCAAUACAUCCUGUUCCAAAUGUAGACAUGCCUGUGGUGAAGGCUUCUUCUCAGCUAGCAGUGACCGUAACCCCUCCUCCCACCCGCCGUCCACCCGGCCGGCCUACUACAAAGAAAUAUGGACCACAAGAGAUGUCUAAGCGUCAACUCCAGUGCAGCAGAUGCAAGGGUCUUGGGCACAACAAGUCCACUUGCAAAGAGUUAUUGUAG